Molecule: messenger RNA, 4375 nt
Organism: Miniopterus natalensis
Lineage: Eukaryota; Metazoa; Chordata; Mammalia; Chiroptera; Miniopteridae
Gene: ST6GAL1
Product: ST6 beta-galactoside alpha-2,6-sialyltransferase 1
Biological process (GO): sialylation
Cellular component (GO): Golgi apparatus
Molecular function (GO): beta-galactoside alpha-2,6-sialyltransferase activity
Source: RefSeq, a predicted model, not a curated record
AGUGGGGCCCCUCCUUCUGGUCUAAGAUUCUUGAGCUUCUUUGCAAAAGAAAACACUCCCUCCUUUGACAGACGAAGCUAAGCCACUGGUACUGAUCUUGGCCCUGGGAACACUGAGAAUGCUGAAACAUUCUAGACUUGACACUCAUGAAAGAGUUCUCUUGGGAUCUUUGAGAAUCUUCAACACCCUCUUCAUCAUUGUGACCAAGAUCUCAUUUAUCGACAACAGGCCUAAGAUGUUUAUUCAUCAUCCUGAGAAAAAUGAGCCUUGGCCUCUAAACCUAACAAAGCAAAUAUCCCUCCCAUGAAGAAUAGUGCUAGAUCCUGAGGACCUGGAGAGUCUGCGGCCCUAGGGGGAUAAACCAAAGCAGGCUUGUUUUCCUGCUCAGAACAGAGUGGCUCCCUUGAAUGAAUCUUUCAUUAUGAUUCCCACCAACUUGAAAAAAAAAUUCAGCUGCUGUGUGCUGGCCUUUCUCCUGUUUGCAGUCAUCUCUAUGUGGAAGGAGAAGAAGAAAGGGAGUUACUAUGAUCCCCUUAAAUUGCAAACCGAGAAAUUGCAGGUGCUGAGGGGUCUGAAGAAAAUUGCCAUGGGGCCUGGUUCCCAGUCUGCACCUUCAAGCAACACCCAGGACACCCACAGGGGCAGCCAGGCCCUCCACAGUCCUAGGGAUCAGCCCAAGACCGAGCUAGAAACUUUCCAGAUGUGGAGCAAAGACAGCUCUUCCAAAAACCUUAUCCUCAGGCUGCAGAAGAUCUGGAGGAAUUACCUGAGCUUGAACAAGUACAAUGUGUCCUACAAGGGGCCAGGGCCUGGUGUCAAGUUCAGUGCAGAGGCCCUGCUCUGCCACCUUCGGGACCAAGUGAAUGUAUCCAUGGUAGAGGCCACAGAUUUUCCCUUCAAUACAUCUGAAUGGGAGGGUUACCUGCCCAAGGAGAGCAUUAGGAUCAAGGCUGGGCCAUGGGGCAGGUGUGCUGUCGUCUCUUCAGCGGGAUCUCUGAAGUUCUCUCAACUGGGCAAAGAAAUAGAUGAUCAUGAUGCAGUCCUGAGGCUUAAUGGGGCUCCUACAGCCAACUUCCAACAGGAUGUGGGCAUGAAAACCACCAUUCGCCUAAUGAACUCUCAGUUGGUCACCACAGAAAAAAACUUCCUCAAAGACAGUUUAUACAAUGAAGGAAUCUUAAUUGUAUGGGACCCAUCUAUUUACCAUUCAGAUAUCUCCAAGUGGUAUCAGAAACCCGACUACAGGUUCUUUGAUAAGUACAAGAGCUACCGUAGGCUCCAUCCCGAUCAGCCCUUUUACAUCCUCAGACCUCAGAUGCCUUGGGAGCUGUGGGACAUCAUUCAAGAAAUCUCCUCAGAGAAGAUUCAGCCAAACCCGCCGUCCUCUGGGAUGCUUGGGAUCAUCAUCAUGAUGACACUGUGUGACCAGGUGGAUAUUUACGAGUUCCUCCCAUCCAAGCGCAAGACAGACUUGUGCCACUACUACCAGAAGUUCUUCGACAGCGCCUGCACCAUGGGCGCCUACCACCCGCUCCUCUUUGAGAAGAAUAUGGUGAAGUACCUCAACCAGGGCAAAGACAAGGACAUUUACCUGCUUGGAAAAGCCACACUGCCUGGUUUCCGGAGCAUUCACUGCUGAGGUGUGCUCCCUAGACAGGUGCCCUCACUCUUCUCCAUUGGGGAUUUUACAGCCCCUCUCUUGGCCACCCUGGGCCUGGGAAGACCACGCUCCCGAACAAUCCCCUUCUGCUCCUUGAACUCUAGGCCUUCUGCCUGCAAGAGCCUUGGGGCUUUAGGACCCUGAGGGUGAAGAACCAGGUCCAGCCUGCCCUAUUUCUAUAGAGGUGUGAGCGCAAAGCCCCCUGCCACACACAUGCACACACACCUAGCACUCUAUGCAGACAGCGCCCUCCCUUCCUUCCACACGGGUAAAUGCAAGAUCCACCUUUCCUCCCAGAACUGCCAAAACUGGGUUGUUUUCUCCAUCUGAAUAAUAUUAUUCUCACAAACCAGCACUCCAUAUUGCUUGAAAUCUGCACCUAGACGUUGAUUUCAUGUUUUAAAGAAAUUCUCCCAAAUUAUGACUGUGUCUGGUAACGGGUGGCUCUAGGGAAGGAGGCGGGGCAAAUAAGUGGUACAGGGUGAAGGAAACAUGCUCGGUUCCUCCAGAACAAAGUUGCUCCUAAGGUCCCUGCCCCUGGGAGAGGCAGUGUUCCUGUCAUUCAGGCUGAUUUGGCAGGUGCUUAGCCUGGGUGCUUAUGUGUAAAGGGUCUUGAGAACCCUACAUUUCUUUCCAUAUGGAGAUGGAGGUACAGAAACAUACAGUCUACAUCCUCAAGCUGCUUACAGUUUAGUGGGAGCAACAGACAGGUAGAUGCAGUAAGUGCAGUGCCCUGGGGGCCUGUAGAGAGGUGGGCUUGCUGUGCUUGAGCUGUCUGUCUAUGUACCCAGAGAGGAGGGCACACACUUAUUGUGUCUGUGGGUCAUAGAGGGCUUCAGAGAGCUGGGCCGUGGAAUGGAUUUUAGAGAAAAAAGAGAAACAUGCCCAACAGAUUUUGUCUGAGUCAUUUGAGUUGUGUUUCCCUUUCUGCCUUUAUUACUCGUAUUUAUUCUCUAAAGUCUACUUGAACUUACAGGCUCAAAUUAUUUUUUGAGGGAAACCCCAAUCCAUGUGUGAGGCAGCAAGUGCAGCCCCAUGGCAGAUACCGGACAAAAAUGUUGCCAAAAACCUGAUUUCUCCAGGCUCAGCUUGGCCUGCCCUGACCCUGUCCUACUAGCUGGGCUUAUAACUGGAUCCACCACUUCAUUUUUCAUGCCCAACCCAAACCUCCCUCUAACUGCCAUCCUUUUUUUUUCCCCCUUAAAGUGGUCUUCCCCCUCCUAGAUUACUUCUAAGCAUUUUUUCCUUUAAAAGUAUCCUGAACUGAUGUUUUUGACCUUCAUGGGCCUUCUGUGAAAGGUCUCUCAGGGAGUGUGUGGGGGUAUGGUUCCUGAGAACUUAAAGUUGCUCUCAGAGGUCAGAGACCAUAACUGAUUUUCACAAGGUGGAUGAUAGCCUUGUCCUCUACCUCUCUAGCAAGGGGUCAGGGACAGAAUCUCCCAGCAGAAGCUCCCCCACUGUGGUCUGUAAACAUACAUUCUAGAUAGUUUGCUCACCACCGCUCCCUGGUAGAGAACCACCCUGGACUGGUCCUGGUGUGGAGAAAGUACAGGACUUACUCAAGGUUACUAAAUAAUGCUGUAGAGCCAGGCCUCCUAUCUCCAGACCUCUGGACUUCUGGAGCAGGACCCUUGUGCUCAAGGGCCUCUAAUGUUUGAGCUCCAGGCCAGCCACCUGGGAGCUAUAGUACUCAUCUGCUGCCAGUUGCUCAGCUUCGAUAGGCAGUGGAAAGAGCCUGGAGUGAGAAGCCCUGGGUUUUCAGGCUGAGGUUCCCCUUUUUACUAGCUAUGCCACCAUGGGCAAAUUCUCCUGUCUGAACCUCUGUUGCCACAUCUGUAAAUUGAGGGUGAUGAGCCUAUUUCACAGGGCUGUUGUGAGGGUCACAUGAAACACCUACCCUGGCUCUGUUCCUGGCACCUAACAGGUGCUCAGUACAUGGCAGUUUCCUUCCUUCCUUUACUAAGGACCUGCUCUCUGCUCACACCUGGGCAGCACCCUUCUCUGAAGGAGGCUAGAGAUGGGGUCCUGUCCUUAGGAAAUUAACUGUCCUGUUGGGAAACAACUACCCUGUUUGGAACAACCAGGAAACCAUCUGAGGCAAUAGAGGGGGUAGAACAUGCCUCCUCCCCGUCUGCAGCCCAGCCCGGGCCUGAUACCACUUGGGAUGGGUGGAGGAGCUCUUGGGCCGCUAACUGCUGUGUGGAACUAGUCUUAUCUGCCUCCCAGGGCCCAUACAUUCCUGGCUUGCUUUUUGCUCUUAUUUGAUUCUCUCAUUGCGAUCCGUGAAUCAUGAACACUGAGUGCAGAGGAAUGUGUCAUUCCAUCCUCAGGAGAUAGAUGUUGGUGUGGACACUGAGACUACACUGGGUAGAUGCUAGUUUUAGUUAUUAUUAAUAUAAGGGAUCAAAUGAAUUCAAGUGUGAUUCUAUGCUCUACAUAGAUACUCUGGUAAAAUUCACAUACUGUUGGUCUGGCAAGAUGUUUCAUAUUUGUUACAGAUAAUUUAAAAUUAGGAAAGCCCCUGUCUCUAAGGGGUUCUGUCUCCCUCAGUAGUCAUCUCUUCAUCCUUUGUCAUGAGGUCUCUAAUCAUUUUAUCACUCAAAUAGCUGUUGGCAUGGUUUGGAAUUGAGACAUCUUCUAAAAAAAUGCCUAAGCUAAUUCUGAAUUACCCAAAGAUUAUGUAAAAUUUUAAAAUAAAUGUGUUUUUUAAAAGUG